UUGAUUUUUUUCAUGAUACAAAUUUACUAGCAACAAAUGCUAAACGUGUGACCAUUCAAUCUAAAGAUAUACACGAUUAUUCGUCAUUGAUUGCUGUAUCAUCAAAAAUGAAAUCUAUAACAUCGUUACAAUCACACACUAGUGGUGUUAAGAAGAAGCCUCGUCUUUCUUGUACUCGCAAAGAAACGUUAACUUCAAGUCCUAUUAGCCAGAAAAAAACAGUGACAAUAUCCAGUGUAACGUCUGUUCCUAAACGAUUAGAAUCAACCUCAAGUGAUGAAGAUUUGUCAGACAACAACGAAGGAAAAGAAGAAAAGCAAUGGCCAACAACCACUCAAGGUAUAAUCCGUCGUUUGAUCCAAUUACAAAAGUUCGAUGGUCUGUGGCAGUUAAGUGUCAGUGAUAUUGAAAACCUUACGAGUAAAAAGAAAUUGAAAAUAAAAUCUUCUUAUACAAAAGAUGUAUCCAUACUAACAUCAAUGAUUGUUAUUGUCGCUUUAAAAUAUGAAACGAAGUUCCAGUCAUAUAAAUCAAUGUGGAACCCAUUGGUAAACAAAGCAUGCAAACGAAUUCAAGAGUUACUAGGUCAUGGUGGGAAAAAUAUAUUUCAACAGCUAGAAGAAGAUGUUCAAAAACAAAUCUGA
Molecule: messenger RNA, 644 nt
Organism: Didymodactylos carnosus
Lineage: Eukaryota; Metazoa; Rotifera; Eurotatoria; Philodinida; Philodinidae
Source: the annotation of a GenBank genome assembly